Molecule: messenger RNA, 2994 nt
Organism: Parnassius mnemosyne (clouded apollo)
Lineage: Eukaryota; Metazoa; Arthropoda; Insecta; Lepidoptera; Papilionidae
Source: the annotation of a GenBank genome assembly
AUAAUAAGUAAAUUAAUUAAUAGGUUAUCUUAUUCCCUUAUGCCUAAUUAAAUAAACUUGUUUUAUAACACAAGAAAAUGUUAAGUUACCUGCUAUCCUGCUGAUACAGUAUAAUAAAGGUGUUCGUUAAAUAUGCAUUUAGUUAAAUUUCACAGAAACCUUCCAAAGUUUAAGUUUUGGACUAAAAGGAGAUAUUCUCAUGCACUACUUACUGACGAAAAUGAAUAUACUGAAGCACCCGAAUAUCCUCCAAUAUUGGAUAUGUCACUACAAGGAAGAAAACUACGAGAAAGACAAAUUGUUCAUGAAAAAAUCCAAAAAUUAAACACUGUGGAAGAAAAACAAAUUGCUCUAAAUAUGCCCCGAUAUUACGGAUGGAAGUGUGUUAUGUUGAAUGAAGAUAAAAUACCUUAUAAUGCCUUACCUUUGGUGAAGUGCUACACAAGGACACAUUUUAUACCAUCAAGUUCUCUCCCAGACGUAUAUUCUGAAACAGCAUCACUUGCAGAUUUGGUUGUAAAACAAACUAAAUCACUAAUUGAGGAUAUCAUUAUUUUGGAAUCGGAAGCUGUUAAACACAAUUAUGUCGCAGAACAAGAAAAACCUGAAGAACAACAGAAAGAAGAUAUGAUAACAAAAAAUAUAGUGAAACAAAUUAACAGAAUAAUUUGUAAUAAACUUUCAGACAAAGCUUCACACAUUUUAUCUUCUCAGGUAGGUAUUUAAAACACAAUGGAGGUAAUGUAGUUUAGUUUUAUAUUCUCAGAAAAUUGUGUCAUUGGAACUUCAUCAACAUCAUCAUUACAGUCCUUUACUGCAGAACAUAGGCCUCCCCCAAGGAAUGUUACAAUCCACAAAUCACGGCCCUAAGCCACCUUCAUCAAUCAAUUUCCUGCAUGUCUUAUCAGGUCGUCACUACAUCCAUUGGGAGGUCGCCCUACACUUCGCCUACCGGUACGAGAUUGUCACUCGACAACCUGAUUUCCCUGUCGGUUGUCGGUUCUUCGAGCUAUAUGGCUGGACCAUUGCCACUUCAGCUUACUUCAGUUGGGCUAUGUUGGUCACUCUGGUUCUACUGCGGAUAUUUACGACUCUGUUAUCCAUAAUUUUAAAUGAAUAUGUAAUUUAAAAUUUCUCCUCUAAGUAGGUGGGAUUUGUGAAACAUGUUCACAUUUUUUUUUGUUCUUCUUUAGAAUAUUACAAAUACCAUAAUACUCUGCGUAAUUCUUCUUGUUGUGGUGGCGCGGCGUAAGAGAGUCCAUCACCCCAUUACAUCCCGUAGAUAUCGUUAAUAGGGACUAUGGGGAAUGCCAGAAAGAUUUAACUUUUUACGAAUACGAUAUAGUGGCAUAACUAUUUCGUUUUCGCCAGACGUAAAGUACCUAAGUCGGCGGCGGGGAGCAGCAUUAAAUGCGCGAAACUUCUGAUUCUGCGAAAUUCGCCUGCCAACCGUGAUCUUUAAGGCAAACUUAUCCGCAAUGUCGCGGGUCCAUGCCCAGCAACGGACGUUUAAAUAUGUAAAAGGCCCGGGUUUUAUUAAAAAAAUAAAUAAACAGGUAAGUUUAAGGACGCGCGAAAUGUAAAGUUCGGCUGUGUACAUUUUCCAUAUAUUCAAAAUCUCAGUUAAAAAAAGUUAAGUGUGUUAUAGAUUAGGUGUUAAGUGAGCUCAUAAUUAUUUUAAAAGAGCUAAUCUAAUGGCACCUAACUCUACAUGAAGCCUCAAAAAAAAAGUUCCUGGUUCCUUCUAUGACAUGAUCAUGACCAAUCAAAUGAUUUUUAAUAUCUUGUAUACUGGAUCAUUUUUCGUAACUUGGUUUAAUUUUUAUCCACGGUUGAUAUAAAUAUUAAGGUGUUUUUAAUUGCAGGCUGAUUAUGAACCUCGUCAUGAAGCAUUUUGGUUUGUUGGUGGUUUAGAUGUACCACAUACUGUUAGAAACCAAAGAAAAAAACAUAAAUGGUUACGUGAUCAACUUGAAGAGCCUAUCGAUCGACCAGUUCAAUAUAUUGGGACACCUCUGCUGACUUUGAGAAGUAACUUGCCACUCAAACCACUACUGCCAUAUGUUGAAGCAACUAAUCCCGAUUUCAAAGUGCCGAAAUUCUCUUUCGUUCCCGAAAGUGUUGGUUAUCACACGCAACACAGACAUGGCACUAAUAUACCAGGAUUUUGGACUGGUGAUUGUGAUGAAUUUGGCUUAUUAUCCUAUCAUGGUCGUGGUCAUAUAUCAGUAAGAAAUCCAUCAUUUGGUCUGGAGGAUAAUGUAGAGGCACUGCACUCUCAAGCUUUAAAAGCUAGCUUUGGUUGGCUACUGGGGCAGGCAAAUUACCAAGGAUUUACUACAUACAAUGAUAUUACAUAUCCACUAGUAACACAAACUAUUAUAACAAAUGGAAAAUUAUGGUCAUUUUAUGUUUAUCAAAUGAACACUAUUGCAAUGCAUAAUGAGCAAAUGGAUGAAAAUCCGAAACAUAACAUAUGCUUUGGUACAAAGCCCCUUCAAUUGUAUGAUACUAUUGAGAAUGGCCAGGUAAAAGGAUUUAAUGAAGAAGUUUUGAAGAUGUUAGUUCAGUUGUAUUUAAAUGCUCCAGAAGAAAGAGACCAUGAAAUGAAGCCAUUCUUGGGAAAAGAAGAACAGAUUAUAGCUGACAUAGAAGAUGAUGAAAAACGUCGCUGGUUAGAAUCCAGAUAUAAGCAUUUAGUUUCAAACAGACCCAAACAUUAUUUAAUGCCUGAAAUAUAUCUGUGGGAGAGAAUUUACAAAAUUAAACACAAUACCAGAUUCUUUGAAGCUAAGCGACGGUUCUUUGAACGAGAUAUCAACCCAUUUAAGAGACGUUUGGAUGAACAUUUGCCGCCUUAUAUUCCCAAAGUCUUGCGACCAUAUCCAAGAUGUAGAAAGAAAUUUGAAAAUACAUAUUAUCCUAAAGUGUGAAAAAAUUAUAUCAUUUCCCAGAUAUAAUAUGUAGAAUUAUUUAAAAUAAAAUUGUGUUAGU